CUUCCAGUUAAGAGCCCGUAAUAUUCACCUAUGCUAAAUUUGACCUUCAGGCUCUGUCCCGUCGAGCAAGCACGCUGCGGAAGGGUAUUCCAUGCAUCUGUGGUCCGACUCAGCGUCCUGCAUUUGGAAGCUUAAAUUGGGCCGUCUUUAUAUCAUUUGAAGAUGGGAUACGAUGGGUAUUCAGGUCCCCACGUCCUAGGACAUUCAUGCCAGUGGAGAUGGGAAAAAAGCUACUGUCAAGCGAAGCUGCCACGCUGCGAUAUCUCAAGGCCCACAGCGAUAUCCCAGUUCCAGAAAUCUACGACUAUUGUGCUUCUUCCGAUAAUGAAAUCGGUAUCCCGUUCAUUUUCAUGAGCGAAGCUCCUGGCCGACCACUGUCAAAAGUCUGGAGACCAGCCGGCUCCCCUCAACCUGACAUAGAGACCUCCAGCAAGGCAAAAGUUCUCUAUCAGCUGGGCGGUAUCACCUGGAAGCUGUCGCAGUUGCGUUUCGAUAAGGUCGGUUCACACUUUGAAGAAGAAGAGUCCUUCGAAAUCAAGGAAUGUCUCUCCCGGGGUCACAUGCUACACAGUCGAUAUUGCUUGGAGAUUCCACGUGGGCCGUUCACUUCUGAAGAGCAGUUCUAUGACAGCCUUGCCUCUGCAUUCUCGGAGCAGGCAGAAAUUCUGCAGCUAUCACAUCACUGCUUUGUGGCACCCAUUCCCUCACGAGACGACUAUCAAUCUAACACACACUAUGCGGAGGCUAUGAGCCUAUGGAACGACUUUGUGACCCUCUGCUGCAAGAUCGACUCGUCAGACAACAGACUGGACUACAUAAUCGUGGGUGAUGCUCUCCGUGACAUUUUACGGCAAUGUAAACUCCCUGCGGUCAACACAGAAACUUUUCCUUUGUGCCACCCUGAUCUGAGUGUCAACAACAUCUAUGUGGAUGAUGAUUACAACAUAACGUGUAUCAUCGACUGGGCAUUCGCUUCAUCUAUUCCCGAAUCUAUGCUGUUAGCUGCGCCUGGACUGCCACAAUAUCGCGACGAAAUCGAAAGCUUGAUACGGACAUACCGUGAAUCGCUAGAGCGGGGCCAGGUCUCCUGGAGAUUCAAUCGCCUCAUAAAUCUGGAUUCAAAGCGGCGUUCGCCUCACUACAUCCAGCUUUACAGAGAAGUUCAAGAGGAGGAUCAGCCACGUUCAAAAAUUGAGAAGGAUGAACAGGAAUACUUUCGAAACAAGGAUCUCCGACACACAAUAGCCAAGAAGCUGACGCUGAUGUCAGAAUGGAAAGCACAGUAUGCCACCAACAAACCGCAGACACUUCGCACGGACAUGUUUAUCGCUUGGCCCAGCUUAUGGAAGUGGAUCCAACAAUGCAUGCAGGAGUGGGAAGAUAUGCCUUGA
This is a messenger RNA of Aspergillus sclerotioniger CBS 115572, 1391 nucleotides long. RefSeq lists its product as uncharacterized. The coding region runs from base 207 to 1391 and encodes 394 amino acids. The record is from RefSeq and is a predicted model, not a curated record. The transcript has 4 exons. Lineage: Eukaryota; Fungi; Ascomycota; Eurotiomycetes; Eurotiales; Aspergillaceae.